Messenger RNA from Salvelinus sp. IW2-2015, 6199 nucleotides. NCBI's taxonomy places the organism in Eukaryota, Metazoa, Chordata, Actinopteri, Salmoniformes, Salmonidae. The record is from RefSeq and is a predicted model, not a curated record.
GCCACUCAGGCACAUUGUCCUGGUCACCCCAAAAUAACUUGCGACUAGUGUGCUGACAAAUGUUACUACUUUUACUGGUGACAGGUUGCCCUAGCUACUUGCCUCCAUAUUUUCCAGUAAACUCCAAGGUUAACUCUGUGCUAUAAAUUGGGAAUCCAUCCGGGCCAGCUGCCCCGUGUCCACAUUUUCCCAGGUGGCCACCACUGGAAGACUGGAAUCCCCUCUCUUUGCGCACUGGUGCGCUCCAAUGUUUACCGCCAGCUCCAGCCGGGGACCGCUGGGGUUUAUUUGAAGCAUGCAAGAGAACAAUGUGAACCAGCCUACAUCAUUGUCUCAGCUCUUGAGAGAGAACUACUUGGCCUAAGCGCGGGCGCACCAGAGACACAGCGCCAUGAGCCGUUCCGACUCCUCGCGGCACCUGGUCUACGCGCCCCUCAAAGGCAAGUCGGAGGACUCCGCGGGGCAGGACAAGCCCCAACCCCAGUUCCCAGGCCUCUCAGCCUUCCUGAGCCAGGAAGAACUGGAUAAGAGUGUCAACCUGGCCUGUCAGGCUAUCGGACACGAGGCCCGCGAGGAGAGGACAGAGUUCAAGGCCCCGGUCGCCCCUUCUGUCACCUCCACUGCAUCCAACACUCCCGACACCCAGCCUGACCUGGAACUAAAAGAACCCCGACCAACACACGCGACAUUCUUCCCAGAGAGGCGGUCAUUCUCACCUCUGUCCAUACAGGACAAUGUGAUAAGGAUAGACAAACAGAUAUAUCAGCCAUCCCAACUGUCCAUUCAGGACAACGCAAUAAGGACCGACAGACAGAAAUAUCCACUGUCCCAACCAUCCAUCCAGGACAACGACAUGAGGACAGACAGACAGACGUUCCCACCGUCCAUCAUCCAGGACAUUACAAUGAAGAACAACUGGGUGACCAGGGAGGCCUUUGAGGACUUUAAGAGGCCAGGGGCUAGGGGGAUGAACACUCCAGCGUACGGCCUGGGGAACAAGUCCAAGAAGGAGUUCCUCAACAAGGCAGCAGACUUCAUCGAGGAGCUCUCCUCUCUGUUCAAGGCUAACAGCUCCAAAAGGAUACGGCCCAGAUCAUGCAAAACUCAUAGGAGCAGAGCAAACAAGGGUCAAGUGGAUGGGAGCGUUUACUCCCUGAAUGUAGACGACAGGGAACGAACCAUUCUUCUCCAAGACUUCAAAAUGGAGAUGGAGAGGCCUACUAAUCCUUUCAGCAUUCAGCCAUCAGAAGUCCAGGGUUUGGGCAUGGAACCAGGGUUUGGGCACACUUACUUCCCCAUGCAGGACUGGAGGACUACUGAGGAGCAGUAUGAUGACUCUGGGGUGCUGGAGGCGGAUGGGCUGGAUGAGGCUGAAAGCCCUGCCCUGGUGGAGGUCACCCCCGGGGUGUACACAGCCGACCCCAUCUGUGAGCCCCCUCACUUCAUCCAAAAACUGAAAAGCAGGGAGGUGCUGGAGGGCAGCAAGGUACAGCUGGACUGCAUUGUUCGAGGACUCCCCAUGCCCGAAGUCCGGUGGUUUUGUGAGGGGAAGGAGCUGGAGAACUGCCCUGACAUUCAGAUCAUCAACAACGGCGAGUUGCACUCUCUGAUCAUUGCCGAGGCAUUCGAGGAAGACACAGGGCGGUACUCUUGCUUUGCAUCCAACUUCUACGGCACAGACUCUACGUCUGCCGAGAUCUACGUCGAAGGUGCCUCCUCUACAGAUUCGGAGGGGGAACAACAUUUUGAACUUGCACAACUACAGAGGACCCGAGCUCAGCCGGGUGCCCCAUCUUUACCUCCAGUGGUCAGCGUUGUGUCUCUGUGUGAGGAUGACACAACCAUCUGCACUGAAGGACAGCCACAGGAGGCCACCUCACUGCCUUCUAGCCAGAACCUAAAUGGAGACAGCUAUACUCUAAGUCCAGACAUCUAUCCUCGAGGUCUAGACGGGAGGCCUAUCAUGGCUGCCCCUGUUUUCACAAAGAGUCUGCAGGACCUGUUGGCAUCGGAGAGCGAGCUGGUGGUGCUAGAGUGCCGUGUUAAAGGAGUGCCCUCCCUCAAGGUGGACUGGUACAGAGAAGGAACUGUCAUUGAGGACUCCCCUGACUUCAGGAUCCUGCAGAAGAAGGAAAUAUGCACUUUGGUCAUUGCUGAAGUCUUCCCUGAAGAUUCUGGAACAUUCACUUGCACUGCAAGCAACAAAUAUGGAACUGUGUCCAGUAUUGCUGCACUAAGGGUGAAAGGAAAUGAAAACACCAACAACAACCACGUGAAAACUCUCGUAGGCACUUUAACAAUGGAGUCCACACAAGUCCCAGAGCCUUCUUCAUCAGAUCUCACUCUGCCCAGUCUAAAGCCUCAAGCUGAGGCUCUUCUCACCAACAGCAUCAAGCCUCACUCCAGCACCAUCAGCCUGGAUCCCUUCAGCUCCAGCAAUUUACGACUGGAACUUCUGAGCACCAGUACCCUCCGUCUAGACCCUCUGAGCUCCAGCAUGCUGCGCCAGGUGCCUAUCAGCCCCAGCAUGCCCAGCCUGGACCCACUAAGCCUGGGCAGCAGCCUCCGUAUAGGCACCCGUAGCUCCAACACAUCUCAUCUGGACCCACUCUACCUGAGCACCCCUCACCCAGACCUGCCUACUAGCUCCAGCGUGCUAUGCCCGGAGCCCCAGAACAGUGGUGAGAUGCCCAAGACUGACCAUGAAUACUCCAGAGCCUUUUCAGUGUUACCUGACCCUUCCGUUGGUCUUUGGCCUAAGGUGGAAGGGACUCCUAUCCAUAAACCUGAGCCCCCUCCCCAUGUAAACCUCCCUGAUCCCCCCCAACUCCUCCUGCCUUAGCCUGGGGUUCUGGUUAACCACAACAGGCCCAGGUCCAGCUCCAGGGCAGGCCUCUGUGUGCACUUCAAACUGCCUGAGGAUGAAACGGAAAACCAGAGUGAAGCAUCCAAUAGCCAUUCAUAUGAAGAUAUGUCGCAGUUGGCCAAUAAGGAACCACCUCCAGUACUGGCCAAGCCCAAACUAGACCCUGUCCAGCUGCAGCUUCUGCACAACCAGGUGCUUAUGGAGCAGCAGCAGACUGAGACUGAGCCAACCAGAGCCACCAAGAGCCAACCGGAGGCAUCUGCCUGGCCAGCCCAGACACACCACGAGUCCCAGGCACAGAUCCAAGCCCAGCCUCAGUCAAACCUGCCCCAUUCAUCUACCCCCAUGCUCCUGCAGACCACCCACGCCGUACCCAUACUGACCACAGCCCCAACACCCUUUCUCAACUCCGCCCCUGUGACAAGAUUGAACACUACCCCUACACCCCAGCUAAACACUAGUCCCCCUGCCCACCUGCUAAACAUUGCCUCUGCACCACUACUGAACCCAUACACCACCCAUUCCUAUUCUACUUCUUCACCCCUGCUAAACACAAGCCCUGCACCCCCAAAGAACACUACCUCUGCAACGCUACUGAACACAGCCCCUCCUGCACCCGUUAUGGGUACCCUGCCGUCCCUUCCUCAACUGAAGACAGCUCCUUCUUGUAUGAGCUCCCCUCCAACUGCCUCUCUGCUGAGAACUGUUCCUGCACCACACCUGUACACCAGCCCUGCAUCCCCACCCUAUAUGACCCAGCAAAACAGCACCCAUUCUUCCCAGCUGAAUUUCGCCCACUCAUCCCUGCCUAAAGCCAUUCACGUACCCAAGUUUAGCACACCUCCCACACCUCAUCUGAAUACAGCCCCCACAGCGUCUCUCAGCUCCAUCCCUGCAGCUUUCAACAAGGCCCCCACAACCAUGCAGAACACCUCCCCCUCUCCCCUGCUCAGAACAACCCACGCCUCCCUCCUCAACCUGGCUCCUACGUCACAGAGCUUCAACCACGCUAGGCCAAAGGAGUUCAUCACUGCCCAGACUCCCCUCUCUCCAUUUAGGAGUCCCUCUCCUACAGAAUCCCCCGUUCCGUUGCUCCACAAGCUGGCUGCCGAGCUCAACUCCUCCAACCCCAACCAGUUCUCUCCGCAAUCCAGAGUCUUACCCACCAGAGUCCUCAAGUCACCCACCAGCCCCCCUUCCUUCAUGUCCUCUCCCACCUCCCCGACCCUGUUGCCUGCUGCCUACCUAAACUCUGUGUUCGCCCUGCCACAGCAGUCGCCCCCGCAGGCAGGGUCCCCGACCUCCAGUACCUCCAGCCCCAUCCAGAACCAUGUGGCCUUCCUCAGCUCUGUCCUGCCCUCUCUACACACCACACAAGCCACCAACUCGAUGGGCCUGCCCAGGAGUGCUCAUGGGCCACCUCAAGGCAUACGGAAGAAGUUGCCUACAAGCACUCGUCCUAUUUUAGAUGAUGACAUUCGUAGCAGCCAACAAACUCUCCUCCACGAUAUUGAGAAAAGGCUUAGGUUCAAUGAAGAUUUAAUGCGUGGUCAUGUACAACAGAAGCCGACUACUUAUGAGGGGAAAACAGCGAGCAGACACCUCGGACCAAACAUUCCCGCCACUGUCUUUAACUAUGACGAGGAGUACAAAGUGUCCAACUUUGAGCAGAGGCUGAUGAGUGAGAUAGAGUUCCGUCUGGAGCGCACGCCAGUCGAGGAGUCAGAUGACGAGGUACAACACGAUGAGAUCCCAACAGGGAAGUGCAUCGCUCCCAUGUUUGACAAAAAACUGAAGAACUUCAGGGCCAUGGAGGGUGUGCCUAUGACGUUCUCCUGUAAAGUGAUGGGGAUCCCUGUACCUAAGGUUUACUGGUUUAAGGAUGGCAAGCAGAUCUUGAGAAACAAUGAUCAUUAUAAGAAGAUAAGACAGGGGGACGGAACCUGUGCCCUACACAUAGAGGUCACCAAUAACGACGAUGAUGGCAACUACACUGUCCUGGCAGCUAACCCCCAGGGACGAAUCAGCUGCUCCGGUCAUUUGAUCAUCCAAACAGGUCCUUUCCGAAACCGAAUGACACCUAUGAUUCACUCUCAGAGGGUGCGGGCCCGCAUACAGGAAGUGGAAGAGGGUGAACCAACCCAGGAACGCUUCUUCCAACCUCUUGCUCCAGGGGACAUGGUGGCUCACGAGGGCAGAGUCUGUAGAUUAGACUGCAAGGUUAGUGGCCUUCCAAACCCAGAGCUGAUGUGGCUGAUCAACGGGAGGCCCAUCUACCCAAACUUCUCCCACCGGAUGCUGGUGAGGGAGAAUGGAAUCCAUUCCCUUGUCAUAGACCCUCUAAAACAUAAUGACGCCGGGACAUACACUUGCAUUGCCAGCAACAAAGCAGGACAGAGCUCCUUCGGUCUAGAGUUAAGAGUUGUGGAAAAAGAGAUGAAGCAAGUCCCCCAGUUUGUGGAGAAGCUCCAGAACACAGGCAUCGCAGAGGGCACCUCCGUCCGACUGGAGUGCAGGGUGCUGGGCAUGCCUCCACCUGUCAUCUACUGGAAGAAAGACAAUGACACCAUUCCUCACACCAAGGCCAGAGUCAGCUUACACCAGGAUGCCACUGGAUAUGUUUUCCUCCUGAUUCAGCCAACCAGGAAAGAGGAUGCUGGCUGGUACACCGUAUCAGCAAAGAAUGAGGCGGGAAUUGUUUCAUGCACAGCGAGACUAGACAUCUAUGCCCAGUGGCAUCAACAUGUCCCUCUGCCUAUGAAGAAGGCUCCGCGGUAAGGCAGUCGCUAUGCAGCACUGACUGGCCAAGGCCUAGACAUAAAGUCUGCCUUUCCCACGACGGACAACAGCCCCAUCCUGUUCUCCAGCUCCCCUAUGGAGGCACAGUUGGAGAGCGAGGAGCUGUGAGGAGCUAGCUGUGUAAGAAGUAGACACACUCUGCCACAGGGUUGUAAAUGUCUGUAAACUUCCCCAUAAUGCACAGGUUUUUCAGAAAUUCUAGUUGAAAGUUUUGGAAAGUUUAUGGAAUUUUGCCAACCUACUCCACCAACAACCUAAUCACCACUGGUCCUUUGAACCCACAAACUACUCUUCUCUGGAGUCUCGUAGGGCCGGUUUCCCAGACACAGAUUCAGCCAAGUACGGAACUAAAAAACAUGCCCAAAUAGAGAAUCUCCAUUGAAAUGGACUAAUCUACUAGUCAAUCUAAUCUGUGGUGGCCAGUAGGAUUAAGAGAUGGAAGAGCAGGACUAUAAUCUGAGCAGUUUGUUUCAUCUGGUUUGUGUGAUACAUUAAAGUUAGAAUGACAAAAACGGUUAGAUUUUAAACUGUCAA